Molecule: messenger RNA, 1756 nt
Organism: Seminavis robusta
Lineage: Eukaryota; Bacillariophyta; Bacillariophyceae; Naviculales; Naviculaceae
Source: the annotation of a GenBank genome assembly
GAAGCCCCCCGAACACUCUCCACUCUCGCUCCACGAUGCCGAUGGUGCUGUCAUUGUGAACCAAAAUCCAUCUAUCCCUUUAGUUUGGUCAAGUAUUAUCCAUUCUAGUUUAGCAACAAGCAACAAACAAACAACCAUGACUGUCGGAACGCCCCAACCACAACCCACAUCGUCGCAAUUAUUGUCAGUGCCAUCAGACGACAAUAACAAGUUCUUGUCUCCCAUUCCGCGCAGCAACACGAGCAUCAUGUUGGCCACCACACCGAUUGAAGAAGCCGUCAAAUUGGAUGGACCCGAGUUUGAACAAGUCAUGAAAGAACGAGCACGGAUUCGAAGAGAAAAGGAAGACUCUCACAUUGCCGAAUUGCGCGUCAAAGUGGCGCGGCUAGAGGCAGCAUUGGCCGCGGAAACCAAACGUCGCGUCGAUGCCGUGCGCAAUUUGGAACAACAAGCCAAGGAAGAAAUCAAACAGUGGGAAGAUCGAUGUCGAAAGGAAAUUCAAGAACAACGAGAACUCGUUGAGGAGCGUGUGACAUUGUUGGAACAGCGAUUCAAUGAAUUGGAAGUUCGGUGGAAGCAAGAGUCGCAACAACAAGACCAGCAAAUCCACAAGAAGGGACACGAAUUCACGGCGGCUCUGGACGAACUGCGGAAAGAAGCAGAAACAGAGCGCAAACUGCGACUGGUGCGGGAAGGGCAGUUCUUGCAGCAAAUUGAAGCGCACGGAAAAGAUUACGAGGAUAUUUGGGACCGGGAACGGCAGGAACGCAUUGAAUGUGUUGGAGAACUCGUCAAUCAGCUAGAAUCCAACGAGGAAGCACGCCGAGUGGGACGAAAAUCGGUCGAGGCUCGACUAGAACAGGAACUGGCUCAAUUGCAGCAAGAACUGGAACAGGAAUCCGCGGAACGAAAGAGGAGCGACAAUGAAAUUGCGGUGAAAUUGGAUAAAUACACCAUCCAAUUCCAGCAGAGUUUGAAUAUUCUCAAUUCAGAUGAUCUGUUUGAUGUCUAAUUCAUUUGUCGAGGAAAAAAUAAGAGCGGAGAGGAAAUCUCACGAUAAUUUUGGCAACAAGAGGAGGAGUUGAUGGAUGAGAAGGGUUCAGCUGCUGCUAUUGAUAUCUUUUCCUUCAGUUCACAAGGGCUGAAUUUGUAGUACUGUAGCUGCUUUCGGAUUCAUUUAUAAAUCCUUUUUCUCAGAUUUCUUCCUAUAGAAAAUUCAAUUGUUAGCAGGAUAGAAUCUAGUAGGCGUACAUUGCUCCGGUAAGAAUUGGCUGAAGGGUGCGUGUAUCAGAGUGACAGAAGGGGCGUUGAUGCAACUUAAAGCAAAAUCGGGUGCUUAGGCUAACUAAGACUUGUUGGAAAUUGGGCGGUACAGUACUGAUCCGCACCGUACAUAUCACGAAAGGGCCGGCAGAUACGGAACUGAUGCCGAUACCACAGCUAGAACCUGACGCCGAGAUUGGGACGGUUUACGAUGUGUACGUUGAUCUGUUCUAGCUAGCAACCAAGUAGUUAGCCAGAGAUUGAAUGUCGAGGCUGCUCUGUGAGAAUAGAAUCCAUACGAAAAGAAUGGAUAUAUGCAAUGGUGAUAGGAAUCAGACAGGAGGCAGACCUUUGACCUUCAUGUAUGUACCGGUAUGUGUAGUCUAAGGCUCUGGCUAAUGGCUACUAGCUAGCUACCCUUGCAACAACCAACAUCCAACGGGGCAAAAGGGACCAAUUUGUGGUACCUCUGACCAUCGUCCAGUGCAACGCA